This is a messenger RNA of Dendronephthya gigantea, 2845 nucleotides long. RefSeq lists its product as uncharacterized. Gene Ontology annotation, biological process: vesicle-mediated transport. The record is from RefSeq and is a predicted model, not a curated record. The coding region runs from base 64 to 2754 and encodes 896 amino acids. Lineage: Eukaryota; Metazoa; Cnidaria; Anthozoa; Malacalcyonacea; Nephtheidae. The transcript has 14 exons.
GUUUUUACAAUAAAAUUGACAUUUCAAAGAUUUUGUCAGAAAUAGUUAUGUACCGUUGAAAACAUGGAGGCAAUGCUGCAAAAUAGAUUCGAAGGAUCAAUUUUCUUUGUCUAUGAUCGUCAUUUCCUGCAAAAAGAAGAGGACCUCUUGGAGGAUGCGAUAAUUUAUUUUUAUCCACAUUCUAUGCCAAUAGACAACCAGUGUAGAUUAUGUGGUCAGCUAAUGGGUCUCGUUCAGUUCACUGAUUCAGUGUUCGGUUCAUGCCCAGCGUUAUUUCGGUUCGACAAUGAAAAAAUUGCAGUCAAACAUGUUGGAAAAUAUUCUUUAGCAUUGGCAGGGAAUUCAUUUGAACCAGAUUCAGCUUUACUAGCCACUGUUGAUAGAUUAUAUUUCCUCUUUGCAUUCUAUCAUGGAUCUAUUAACCAAGUUGAGUUGGAAUGCGACAAUGACAGGGAAAAGUUUAUCCCAGAAAUUCAUGUGAUUUGGGAGCAAUAUUUAGCAUUCAUUCGCAAUUAUGGUGACAAUCUUCCUUCAGUAUUCAAUCCUAUUCCAUACCUACCUUUGAAGAAUGAUUUGAAUUUUUACUUUUUAAAAGCAUCACACAUCUUGGAAUCUUGUCAACGUCGACCACAGAUUAUUGCUGGAGCGAUACUUUAUAAUAGAUUUAUUCUGUGCAGUCAUUUAACAGACCCGAUAACAAGAUGUCUCUUAUUACUAAAACCAAAUCAGGAACAUCAUCCAGCAAUGCCAAUUGAAACAGGUUACCAACUACCAUUUGGUGUUCGGCUGUUCAAUGUGUAUUUGACAAGAAAUGACUUGACAGAAAUUCUGGUAAACAAUGAAAACUCUCCUUAUCAAUCUCCAUCUGAAGAACCAUUUCGUUGUUGUUGCAGUGAAAAUAAAACACCGAGGAGUAGAACUCCCAGAAUGCAUAUCAGGAAAGUUGGUUCAACCACACCUCAACCUAAAGUUGAGUUAACCCAGAGUGAGAAAGAUCCGCUCCAUUCAUCAGAUAAUUCCAGUUCGAAGCUGUGUAAAGCAAUGUUGGAAGAUUUAUUAUUAAAAGGUUUUAGAUGUUGCAAGUGUAUUGAAGAAACUGAUGGAGAAUUGGAAGAAGGGAGUUCGUUUGGUGAUGAAAGUGUUUCUGAAUGCAAGGAAAACAAGAGGAGUCAAGAAAAUGCGUUGAUACCUUCCACAGAAGAUAGGAAUUGUAACAAUAUAGAAGAGGCAAUAGAAGAGUGUUCUAGGAACUCUGCUGAUUCUAGCCAACCUCAGCUUUCUCAGAAUUCUGUUGUGGAAGCUGAAAGUGGUAUCGAGGUUACAGGGAGUGAUUUUCACAGCAGCGCUGCAACCAAUCUUGAUCAACCGUCUGCUAGUUUCUCUUACGUGAAAUAUCAAGAGAAAAGUCGGAAUUUUACCCUAUGUUGUAAAACAGAGGAGACAGAUAAGAUUGCAAGUCAUUUGGAGGGCAAACACGAUAUCAGGGGAGAGCAAAAUGACCUGGAAUAUGCUGACAAGGAACCAACGAAACAUUCGUCGAAUAAUGAGUUGACUAAUCGCGAUUAUGAUAUCACUAAUUUACCCCAGAACGAGCAGAAAGAUGAGGAUAAUACCUCGUAUGACUCGGACCAUGUUACUGCUGGAGAAGAGGUGAGGGAAAGUUUUGGCAAAGCACAUGCUAACGCAGAUGAUGUUAAUCCAACUGUUUCAGAGGAUGAGGAAACAGAACGUUUGAAAUAUGAUCAGUUGAGCAAAGCUUGCAAUACUGGCAAAGAAAACGACUUCAUGGAACGGAGGAAAUUGUCCAACAGUAUUGAUGUUGAUUCUUCAUUGAAGAACCAUGUUUUAGGUGAAGAGCAAGAUGGUGUUAUAGAGAAACAAUCAACGGACUGUAUGCCUCGCGAGGUCACUAAUCAAAGAUUAAAUGCUUUGACGCUUGAGGAACCAUAUCAGUUAUCAUCAUCCGAAGAUAGUUAUAGAACGCCAGAUGAAAUAUUGGAUACUGAGGAACCUCUUGAUGGAUUGGAUGGGAUGUAUGAUACAGAGGAGGAGCUUUGCGAGGGACAGUGGAUGAACAAUGAGGAUAUAGACGCUCUUCUUGAUGAAGACGAGGAGGGUCUGGUACAUGUUUGUAAACUUGGGAUGAAUAGGGACAUCGAGUGUCAGGAUGUUGAUGAAAGGCAAGAUGAAGAAUAUAGCAACAAGUGUCAGCAGAACGAAUGUCAUGGACAGUUUUGUGAGGUUGAUGGAUUGAUUCACGCUAAUCUGUUUGUUCAAGCGCAUUCAGAAAUAGUUCUAAUUCUUCUCGCAAAAUGUGACCUUUAUCAGAAUGAAGACACCGUGAAAUCUUUGUGGAGUUCAUCUCUAUCACAGCUUGGUGAGCUCGACAUUUUGAUGAAGAAUUCGGCAAAACAUAUUUAUCAGGAUGCCCAAGUGCCGUUCAAUUUAUUAAUUUACGAUAAUUUUGAGAAAACCAUGUCAGGUAAUCUCCGAGAGCCCGUCUUUGCACCAGAUCAUGUGUUUUGCGAAGCAGCUAAAACUUUGCACAGCCAUUUCAAGAAUGCUCCGCAGCUAGGAGACGUUACUUUGAGGAAUUUCCUUUGUGGUAUUUACGGUGAGCGAACGCUUUCACGAGAAACCUAUUUUCAAGAAUCUGUAAAUAACUCUUCGUCAAAUUGGGCACCGAAUAUUACUGGAUAUUUGGCUGAAAAAAUGAGAGAAUAUAUUGUGAAGGAUGGUUUGCCGUUUGUUUAGUAGAUGAGGAGAUUUAUCGGGACACAGAUCACCGCUUUAAAAAAUGGCGGUCAAUUUCUUAUGGGUAACAAUUACGUUCCGCGCUGGUAAA